Molecule: messenger RNA, 1335 nt
Organism: Anolis sagrei ordinatus
Lineage: Eukaryota; Metazoa; Chordata; Lepidosauria; Squamata; Anolidae
Gene: SULT2A1
Product: sulfotransferase family 2A member 1
Biological process (GO): sulfation
Cellular component (GO): cytoplasm
Molecular function (GO): sulfotransferase activity
Source: RefSeq, a predicted model, not a curated record
UGAGAUAUUUGUGGGAGUGCUUCAUGGGUCAGAAGGAGUUGCAAAGCAGCGUCAGCUUGAAAGGGGUGGAGGAGGAAGAAAGAGAAGGAAAGGGAAGCUACAGGUUGAGCCGGAAUGAUGCUCCCCAUUGAAGCCUGCAAAUGACAAGGGCACAGGCUUCACCUACCCAGGUUGUAAACAAGUUUUCCCGCUCUUCCCUGGGAUUUUUGUUGAUUCGGAUUUCUCCUGGUCCCUGCAUUUCCUGGCAAAAGUAACUUAUUCCCAGGAGAUGGCUGUGCAGUACGUCCAAUAUAAGGGGAUAAAGUUUCCCCCAGGAUACAAUUCUGUGGACAGCCUUUGCUUUGCUGAGAAUGAAUUUCAAGUGCGAGAUGAUGACAUCUUCAACGUCACUUACCCUAAGUCUGGGACGGUAUGGAUGAUUGAGAUUCUGAGCUUGAUCCUCAACGAUGGAAACCCAACUUGGAAUCAAGGUGUCCUCAAUUCCCUUCGUGCUCCUUGGUUCACCACUCAGCUGGGUCUGGAGACAGCACACAACCUCCCAUCUCCACGUCUGCUUACCUGCCAUCUUCCCAUUCAGAUCUUUCCCAAAGCCUUCUUCAGUUCCAAAGCAAAGGUGGUAUACACAUUGAGGGACCCGCGGGAUGUGCUAGUUUCCUACUAUCAUUUCUCCAAGAUGUGCAUCCCCUUUGGAGAUCCCAAGUCUUUUAACCAUUUCCUGGAGAGAUUUUUGGAAGGGGAUGUGCCUUUUGGAUCCUGGUUUGACCACAUCAGUGGGUGGAUGAAGCUGAAGGGCAAGAGUAACAUCUUCUUCAUUAGCUAUGAACAGCUGCAAGAGGACCUCUAUGGCAGCAUCAAGCAUCUCUCAAAAUUUCUAGGAAAGGAGCUAGAUGAGGCAGCCAUCACCUCCAUAGUGGACCAUGCCUCCUUUGAAGCCAUGAGGAAGAACAACAUGUGUAACUCCACAAUGCUUCCCAAGGAGGUUAUGGAUCAAGAGAAGGGGAGCUUCCUGAGGAAAGGAAUCUGUGGAGACUGGAAGACUCAUUUCACCGUGGCACAAUCUGAACACUUUAACAGGGUUUACCAGGAGAAGAUGCAAGGCCUGAUGGAAACCUUUCCUUGGGAACAUACUGGAGAUUGAUUUAGGAGAAGAGCUUACUUUCUGAACUGAAAAAUGUUGGUGCUGCUGGUGCUGCUCACAACUGCAUUGAUAUUAUACCUAUGAUCACUUUUCUAUCAUCCUGCAUACACGAAAGCCUGCUGCAGUUAGAUGUCAGAAAAAAGGAAUUUUUGCACAUGCUCAGUGUGGAAUAUGAAAAUACAUUUUGCUACAGAACA